Pistacia vera is the source of this 1234-nucleotide messenger RNA. RefSeq names its product probable polygalacturonase. Gene Ontology annotation, biological process: carbohydrate metabolic process. Gene Ontology annotation, molecular function: polygalacturonase activity. The coding region runs from base 38 to 724 and encodes 228 amino acids. The transcript is spliced from 3 exons. The record is from RefSeq and is a predicted model, not a curated record. NCBI's taxonomy places the organism in Eukaryota, Viridiplantae, Streptophyta, Magnoliopsida, Sapindales, Anacardiaceae.
CCAAUGUUGUCAUUACAGCAAUGUUAUUAUCAGAGGCAUGACAAUCCUGGCUCCUCUUAAUGCACCAAAUACUGAUGGUAUAGAUCCAGACUCGUGCACCAAUGUAUGUAUUGAAGAUUGUUAUAUUGAGAGCGGGGAUGAUCUAGUGGCAGUAAAGAGUGGAUGGGACCAGUAUGGCAUCGCCAUGGCUCUUCCAAGCUCAAACAUCAUAGUGAGGAGAGUUUCCGGCACCACCCCAACUUGCUCUGGUGUUGGAAUAGGUAGUGAGAUGUCUGGAGGGAUUUUUAAUAUAACUAUAGAUCAUUUACAUGUCUGGAAUUCAGCGGCCGGUGUGCGUAUAAAGACUGACAAAGGUAGAGGGGGAUAUAUUGCAAACAUUAAGAUAAGUAAUAUAACAAUGGACAGAGUGAAGGUACCCAUAAGGUUCAGUAGAGGCUCUAAUGACCAUCCUGAUGACAGAUGGGAUCCCAAAGCUGUUCCUAAGGUUAAGGGUAUUUACAUUACUAAUGUUGUCAGCGUAAAUUCAACUAAAGCCCCAGUUCUACAAGGCAUCAAAGAUGCGCAAUUUGAAGAAAUCUGCAUGAAAAAUAUUAGUCUAUUAGGCCUAGCUGCAUCUGCAACGUGGCAAUGUGAGUUUGUUUCAGGUUUUACCAGUCAGGUGUUCCCUUCACCAUGCCCCCAGUUACAUAAAAAUGGCACUUCUUCCUGGUGUUCAUUUUCCUGAGCUUCUUUGGAUGGUUUCAGAUUAAGCAAACGAAAAUUUAGGUUCGAACUCUCGAGUUCAAUGGGUUUGCAUUCAGGAAUGAAGUUUGCUUACAGCAAAAUGGACUGGAAUGUGAACUAACAUUUGGGCAUUGAAUGCUCGGAUUUGUUGGAGCAGAGAAAGUGAAGUUUUUUUAUCUUUAGAUGGGAUGCUAAUGAGCUUGAUAAAGCACUGGUCGUGGCCUAGAAUUCUGGCAGAAGCCUGAUUUUACUUGUUCAAGUCGGCUAGCUGGUGUGGAAAGGUUUGUCAAUGGAUACUAUGUGUGUUGCAUGAUGAGUUUCUGGAUUGGUAAAUAUUUACCUGACUCGAACUGAUUCUGUACAUGCAAUUUCGAGAUGCGUAAAUGAGGCUUAUAGGUCCUAGCUAAGCGAGAGUGAAUAAAAGGAGAAGGAAAGUGCAGAUGUAUAAAGAAUACAUGUAAACAGAAAUUGAGAUUGAAUUUAGUGAUAUGAUAUAAAAAUUUUAAUUUUC